AUGAAGUACUUCACUUUCGUCACGAUUACUGCGCUUGUUGCGUUUGCGACUGCGCACCCUCCAGCUCAAGGUAGUGGACAGAAAGCCGCCGCUUGUAGCAGGAUGUGUGCUGGGCCUUCAUUGUCGUGCAGUGAUGGUGAAGUAAGUCAAACUUUUUUUCUUUUCUUAUUUUGA
Molecule: messenger RNA, 174 nt
Organism: Bipolaris victoriae FI3
Lineage: Eukaryota; Fungi; Ascomycota; Dothideomycetes; Pleosporales; Pleosporaceae
Exons: 1
Coding region: 1-174 (57 amino acids)
Source: RefSeq, a predicted model, not a curated record